Messenger RNA from Peromyscus californicus insignis, 2612 nucleotides. RefSeq names its product family with sequence similarity 163 member B (gene Fam163b). NCBI's taxonomy places the organism in Eukaryota, Metazoa, Chordata, Mammalia, Rodentia, Cricetidae. The transcript has 3 exons. The coding region runs from base 311 to 814 and encodes 167 amino acids. The record is from RefSeq and is a predicted model, not a curated record.
GGGCUGGAGUCGCGCGUGCAGCUCUCGGGGAGGUAGCUUGGCGUCCAGAGCCGUGGCCGCAGCGCGUAGCUGGCAGGGGCUCUCGCCUGGCCACGCACUUGCCUCCUCUGAGGCCUCCAGGAGCCUCUCCGCUCUUUUCUUGCCAGUCUGGCCCCAGCAGGCACCACCGGCCGUGGCCUGGGCUGCAUUUGCCGCUACUCGCUGUGUCCGGGACAGAGGGACGCCUGCCCUGUCACGUGCGUCCAAGUCCUCCGCCUGCCGGGGCAACGUGGUUCCCAUGGUUCAAGGCUGUUGAUGGAGAAGUGGGCGAAUGACAGCCGGGACUGUGGUCAUCACUGGGGGCAUCUUGGCAACUGUGAUUCUGCUCUGUAUCAUCGCCGUUCUUUGCUACUGUCGGCUUCAGUAUUACUGCUGCAAGAAGGACGAAUCCGAGGAGGACGAGGAGGAGCCCGACUUCGCCGUGCACUCACACCUGCCGCCCCUGCAUUCCAACCGAAACCUUGUGUUGACCAACGGGCCUGCUCUCUACCCAGCUGCCACCACCUCUUUCAGCCAGAAGUCCCCACAGGCUCGUGCUCUCUGCCGCAGCUGCUCCCAGUACGAGCCACCCACCUUCUUCCUGCAGGAGCCCGAGGACGACGGCUUCGAGGGUGCGCGCAACGGUGGGGGCCGCGUGGCCUACAAAACCAUCAGCCAGGAGGACGUGGAUCUGCCCCCAGCGAGCUUCGGGGGCCUGCAGGCGCUCAACCCCAACCGCCUCUCUGCCAUGCGUGAGGCCUUUUCCCGCAGCCGCAGCGUGAGCACCGACGUGUGACAGGCCUCCAUAUUGCCUAGGCAUCCAGCCCCGGAAGGUCUUGAGAUCAUGGCAGGAUCCCCAUGGCAUGCCCUGGCCCCAUGCCCAGACCUCGGCUCAGCCAAGUCUUCCCUGUAUCCCUGUCCUAGGGCCUCUAGGCAUGGGGAACCCCCCGGGCCCUCUGCAAGGAUAAAGCCUGAUGAACCAGGUGUGGCAGCUGUGGGUAGGGACGGCUGGCACAAGAGGGGAAGCAGGGGUCAGGAGGGUAAGGUCAGGCUCUGUUGGGGCACAGGAGCCAGGUCCUGUUCCCAGGAAAUGAGAAGAUGGCUAAUGUCCACCCCAGCAACUUGUCAGUCUCUGGCUUCAUGGCCUUAGUCUGUCAUUCCCUCACCAGGCCUUGGGCUUCCUACCUGCUCAAAGGAGCAGAGGUCUCACUGGUUGCCAUGGCCCUACAAGCAUGAACCUUCCAUAGAGACAGUGGACCAAAUAAAUAUUCUGUCCCUUCACCCAGUCUCCCCUUUCCCAUCCUUCUCCCCACCCUCUAUCCAUUCCUUCUCCACACUUUGUCUCACACUGAACCUAGGUGCCAAGCAUCUGCCCCAAGCUUGAAAUACCCAUUGCUCUGGCCUCCCUGAAGAUGGACAAGUCUUCUUGUGGAAGGGAGAAUUUAGGUGACAGCAGUGUCCUUGGGACACUUGUUCUACCCCGAUCUGCUUUUCUGAGAGAAGAGGCAUAGGCGAGGGGACAUUACUCUGGGAGGGUUGACACCAAAAUUUACACAUCCUGUACUCAUCCCUAAGCCCAGUCAACAGACAGACACACCCAGCACGGCUGCUGAUGCACUGGAGAUGGCCCAGCUAUGCACUAGGGGUCUCAGGUGUGACUCUUGGGCAAGCCAUCCCAUCCAUGAGCUUGAAUCCUCAUACAUGUAGUGGCUGGAGGGGGUGGGGGCUGGCUGCAGAAAGCCCUUUGGACUCUGGUCCUCAGUGGGAACUGAGGUCCCUGGGGAGAGCCGAGCAAUAGAUCCACUUCUUGUUUUCUGCUUGGAAUGAGGUCGCAGGCCCAGCCAGCUAGAGCUGGCUGCCCGUGUGUGGAAGCCUCAUCUCUAGCCGUGCUGCUCCAAGCCCUCCACUGGAUGAGGAAUUGGUGUCAGGUGGCCACCCCUUGAAGGUGCCCCAAGCCCAGAACCCCAGCCAUCAGGCACACAGUUCUCUGCUCUGACAGAGGCACCAUUCUUGGCAGCAAAGCCUCAAGAGUCCCUUUCCCUUGGGGCCCUAUUUCAUCCCCAGGCCCUGUAGGGGAGCAAGUGCCCCCCUCCAUGAAGGUGCCUUCCUAUAGGACAGUGGCCACUCCUGAGCCAGGUACCACAGCAGGGCCCUCCACACUUACUACAGGCAGCUGAACCAUGCUAGUGAGGAUCUGCUGUCUUUGGCAUUUGAAUUUUUUUUUCUCCUUUUCCUUUUCCUGCCUUGGUUAGGUCUUGCUAAGGUCUAAUCCACCCUUAGAAUCACAGAAGUCCCCAAAAUACCCCUUUCCUCUCCACUUCUUUGUCCCAGUCUACCCCAUGGCAUCUGUCCCUUGCAUUACUUGGGGUAUGGGUGAGGUAGGGAGGGGUGCUCUGGGCUGUUCUGUCUUUGUGUCCUAUCCCUCCCCUCCUUUUUUCAACCUCCACCAUCUCUGUAUAGACCCAUAGACAUCUUCAAAGUGAAUUAAGCAUCCAUCCCUACCAGCUCACUCAACACCACCAUGGGACCUGCCAGGAACCCACCCAGCACCCUGAGAAAAAGCAAAAGCCAAUAAAUUUGUUUCCCACACCAUG